This is a messenger RNA of Hypanus sabinus (Atlantic stingray), 1545 nucleotides long. RefSeq names its product tyrosine-protein kinase Mer-like. Lineage: Eukaryota; Metazoa; Chordata; Chondrichthyes; Myliobatiformes; Dasyatidae. Gene Ontology annotation, molecular function: transmembrane receptor protein tyrosine kinase activity; ATP binding. The transcript has 7 exons. Bases 1 to 888 code for a protein of 295 amino acids. Gene Ontology annotation, cellular component: signaling receptor complex. Gene Ontology annotation, biological process: cell surface receptor protein tyrosine kinase signaling pathway; protein phosphorylation; phagocytosis. The record is from RefSeq and is a predicted model, not a curated record.
AUGGACACAGAGGGUCUCUAUUCGAAGCCAGAACUGGAGCGCUUCCUGAGGGAAGCGGAGCUGAUGCAAGCCUUCGACCAUCCAAACGUCCUCAGACUUAUCGGGCUAUCGAUCGAGGACUGCCUCGAGGAGCAGGUACCGGUUCCGAUGGUGAUCCUCCCGUUCAUGCCCCACGGAGACAUCCGCAGCUUCCUCCAGAGGCACAGGAGAAACGCUGAGCAUUUGCCAGUGCAGAUUUUGCUGAAGUUCAUGGUGGACAUCGCCGCUGGGAUGGAGUAUCUGAGUGAUCGAGGCUUCCUGCACAGGGACCUGGCCGCUCGGAACUGCAUGCUGUGUGGUAGCAUGCGGGUCUGUGUGGCGGACUUCGGCCUGUCCAAGAAGAUCUACGCCAGCGACUACUACCGCCAGACGGUGGUCUCGAAGAUGCCAGUGAAGUGGAUGGCGAUGGAGAGCAUGGCGGAGAUGAUUUUCACCACGAAGAGCGAUGUGUGGGCCUUUGGAGUGACGAUGUGGGAGAUUGCUACCCAGGGGAAGACACCGUACCCUGGCAUACAGAACCACGAGAUUUACGACCUCCUACACGCAGGGCAUCGGCUGAGACAACCACCUGAUUGUCUCGACAGACUGUACCACCUCAUGUUCAGCUGCUGGUUCCCGAGGCCAGAGCAGCGGCCGACCUUCAGCGAGCUCCGGCUGAGGCUCCAGGAGCUCCUCUCCGCCCUGCCCUCCCUGGACGACCAGGACGUGGCCCACUACAUAAAUAUCGGGGCCCAAGGGGCGACGGACGAGCGCGCUGACCGGGCGGGUGGGGUGGAGAACAUCUAUGCAGUGGAGACAGACGAGGAGGAGGAGGAGGAGGAGAGGAGCCUCUGCAGAGGAAGGUUUUGAGCAUCGUGGGCACGAGUCGGACUGGUGUGGAUUGAAACUUUGGAGCGUGCCGCGGGGUGUAAUUUUUCCUGGCGUCAUCGUUCCUCGAAACCUUUCCUGCUUUCGACAGGGAAACACGGCAAUGAUGGAGCGCGAAGAGGUAGCUGCGGAAAGGACGAAACGCCUUCUGCCACUUCCCUGCGUGCUCUCUGAAAACGAGGACAAAGUUGGAAGAGGAGACUCGAUGAGACUGCCUCCUCUCAACUUUCAGCAAGCAUCUGCGGAAAGAGCAACUUAACAUUCCAAUCGAAGUGCCUUUUUGCUUUUAAUACAGGUUUCUAGACGCUGCGAUUUUUAAAAAAUUCUUCCUCGCUUUCAGAACCCAAGUUGCUCAGGGGCUGACGAAAAGGAAACACAGAAACAAGUUCCUUGAGGUGCUGAAGUUGUCAAGAAACAGGUCUGGUGGUGGCUUCAACUGCGUUGGUGACGGAUGGCAUUGUAAUAGCUCCUGAGUGCCACCAGAUGGUGCUGACGCAGUAGGGAUGCGCCAGACCUGGUCACUGAUUCUUCCUGGCGCAAAGAGAAUGGGAAUCGGGUUGACUAUCAUCGAAAAAAUGUCAUGAGAUGUGUUAUUUUGCAGCGGCGGUGCAGUGCAAUAAAGAAAUGAUUUGAAACUGA